Owenia fusiformis is the source of this 1828-nucleotide messenger RNA. NCBI's taxonomy places the organism in Eukaryota, Metazoa, Annelida, Polychaeta, Sabellida, Oweniidae. The record is from the annotation of a GenBank genome assembly.
GUAAAGAGUUAGAUUUCGGUUAUGUGGCAAUGAUUUUUAAAUCGAAAAGUAACCUUAUCGGCAUUGCUGUCAUUUUCAUUAUCAUGGCCAUAAUGAGAAUAUGGAUUCAGGAUUCGAUAAACAGCCAAAAAUAUGAAAGUGAGACACAUUUUAAACAUUACUCAAAACAGGUCUCAAACAAGAACUCAACACAGGACUGGAACCAAAAUCCAAAACGGGAUUCAAAUGAUUACUUAAAACAGGAUUUAAAUGUGAACUCAAAACAGGAUUCAAAAGAGUACUCAACACAGGAUGCAAUUGAGUACUCAAAACUGGAUUCAAAUGAGUACUCAAAACAGGAUUCAAAUAAGUACUCAAAGCAGUUUUCAAAUGUGCAUUCAAAACAGGAUUCAAAAGAGUACUCACCACAAGAUGCAAGUGAGUACUCAAAACAGAAUUCAAAUGAGUACUCAAAACAGGAUUCAAAGGAGUAUUCAAAACAUGAUUCAAAUGAGUACUCAAAACAGGACUCAAAUGAUUAUUCAAAACAGGAUUCAAAGGAGUAUUCAAAACAGGACUGGAUCCAGUCAUCAAAACAUGAUUCAAAUGAGUUCUUGAAACAGGACUCAAAUGAGUACUCAAAACAGAAUUCAAAAGUGUACUCACCACAGGACUCAAAUGUGUUGUCAAAACAGGACUCAAAUGUGUACUCAAAACAGGACUCAAAUGAGUACUCACCACAGGACUCCAACUCAAAAUUAAUUGUGAUGCUUUACCACAAACCCAAAUUAGAUCCAGAAGAAGUAAAGGAAAUGUUUCUUGAAUGUCCUGAAGUGAAAUGUGAGUUUUCGCAUGAUGUUGCUUAUGUUAAUAAAAGUUCCGCUGUCAUUGCUCACAAAUUGAUCCAGGACUAUACGAACCAUGUGUAUUCUCUGCCAAAACGUAGUCCUGGACAACUCUGGUUCUAUUUCGAUCUUGAGAGUCCAAAUUACAUCGGUAUGUCAUCUAAAGAUGCAGAAUACUUAACUGAAGAACGGAAAUUUAAUGCGACCAUACAUUAUUCACCAUCAAGCCUUAUAUGGAUGAGUUAUGGGAAAUAUAAUGGUUCCCAUAUAUGGAAUUACCGAAGAAUUUAUAACAUGAUUCUUGAUAAGAAAGUUGACUUCGCUGCCAAAAAAGAUAAAUUGCUGUUUUGGGCCGUGAGUAAUUGUCAAGCAGUGAGUAAGCGUCAGAAUUAUGUGAAAAUACUUGCGAAACAUAUACAAAUAGAUAUUUACGGGAAAUGUGGAACUUUUGUGUGUUCUCGAAAUGAAAACUGUGAAACUGAAGUGUUCAAAAAAUACAAGUUUUACCUGGCAUUUGAGAAUCACAUUUGUGAUGAUUACAUCACUGAAAAAUUAUGGAAAGCACUCGCAAUACGAGAGGUGGUACCAAUAGUUCUCGGUGGUGUAGGCCAUGAGAAAUACCUCCCACCAAAAUCUUACAUUGACAUACGUGAUUUCGCUACACCAGCUGAUUUAGCAAACUACUUAAAGAAAUUAGAUGAAGAUGACGAGUUAUAUAAUGAAUAUUUUGCAUGGCGAUACAAAAUAACUCCUGUGUUUGAUUUUAAACAAGCUAAAACAAAAUGGCCGACAGAGUACUUCCUUUGCCAAGUGUGUAGACUUAUUCACUCUCAAGAUUUGAAUACAACUUAUGUUGAUUUUACUGACCGAAAUAAUGAUGAAAAAUAUUGUAGAAAUCCUGAUGAAUAUUUUAAAGAUAUGAAAAUACCGCUUGGGGAUGUAAAACUGUGAUGAACUGUACGCUCUUUGUCUGGCUGUUUGACUUUUAAAUACAUGUAUUGACU